UGUGUGUGUGUGUGUGUGUGUGUGUGUGUGUGUGUGUUCUCUCGUACACCAAAGGUUCCAUGUAGCUUUUUUUUUCUCCUUUUCGGUGCACGUGCUAUUACCGCCUCUAGAUGCAGAUUACCGCCAUUAACCCUCCAGCGCCGUGUUGGGGAGGUGCUCUGGUGGUGCUGCAGGUCAUCACCUCCACUCCACCUCGCCGCGGAAGUUUCUCUGUCACUCCGAUGCACAAAAUUAUGAGUACAUGGCUCUGUUUUGUGGUACCAGUUAUACAGAACCUGUAAGUGUUGUUUUCCGAUAUUCAGACUGUACAGGUUUGCCAUAAUGAUUGGUGACCUUGUAAAUAAUGCGUCUGGUGGAGAUGGCGAGUGUUUGCGUAACGUGAAGGUGAUUGAGUCAUCUGAUGAGCCAGCGAUGAGGUGCCUCGCCAUGGUGAGGCUGAGCAGUGUGGCCGCCGCGCCCUCGCCUUGGCGGCUGGUGAAGUCCUUCCUUGUGUUGCUCACCAGCGCGUUCUUCCUCCUCCUCUUGACCAGUUCUCGCCGCCCUGUACAGAAACUGCCGAGACGGAUGCAGGAGCGGCUGGCGUGGCUGAGGCGGGUGUGCGAGGAGAUGCCUGUUCCCAGCGAGGUUGCUGCCGCUGCCAUGGACGAGGCGACGCGACUGAGGACCCAAGUGUUGGAGGACCACCAGCUGAUGGUGUGCGUGGUGUUCAAGGCAGGCUCCACCACCUGGAACUCCAUCUUGGCUCACCACUACAACAACACUGAAGUCCUGAAAACCAAAAAGUUCUACAAGUUGCUGGAGGUGCUGAACCCUACAAAGGAGAGGUUCCGGGAGGUGUCCAGGUCGCCACUGUUCCUGAAGGCACUGAUGGCUAGGCAUCCUCUGGAGCGCCUGUUGUCGGCGUACCGUGACAGGAUCGAGGACCAGACACACGUCACUAGCCAGGCCAGAGAGUACGGCCCGCAAAUUCUCCGGCACACCCGUGGGCUCAGUUUCUCUAGGAAGCAUAUGUUUCAUAUUAACGGGACGCUGCGGGUGGUGCCAACAUUCCGCGAGUUUGUCAGUUAUUUGGUGUCUCGGCCGCCGCAAGAAUACGACCCACACUGGCGUCCCGUGUCCUUGCAGUGCGGCCUGUGUCAUAUCAACUAUACGGCCGUGGUGCUCACAGAGACCUACAACGAGGAUCUACACUACAUCAUGAGGGCAAGCGGGAUGGAUCAGCUGGUGGACAUGACUCUUCUCACGAAGAACAACAACAGAGGGAAGGGAAAUACGCACAGCCUUCUCCAGCAAUACUACUCUACACUGGAGCCGUCACUGCUUCAAAAGAUCAUCAGUGUUUACCAAAAUGACUUCAAGAUGUUUAACUACACUGCAGGCGCCAUCCUAGGCCGUGUGAGCUGAGAGAGAGAGAGAGAGAGAGAGAGAGAGAGACCUUUCACCAUCCAUCCUCUCAUUCAGGCCACCAGUCACUACACACCUGUUUCCCGCAAGGUUAUUACUACCUCUUUCACUUCGUCAGAUGUUUCCUACAUUACUAGCUCUCUUUUAUAAGUGUACUACGUACUUGAUGUGUUUAUGUUGUUUUCUCGGAGCUGAGCGUUUGUGAUGUUGAUCGUUUAAUAGCAUUUUUUAUUUGUGUGUGUGUGUGUGUGUGUGUGUGUGUGUGUGUGUGUGUGUGUGUGUGUGUGUAUGUUAGCUGUGAUAAUUGUUCAUAGAGGGAAAAUUUUCCGCCAUCUAAAAAAAGUUAAUUAAUAAUAGAAACUUACUUGUAUAUUUUUUCUGGCUGUGAUUAUGUAUGUAUGUAUGUAUGUAUAUGUAUGUAGGCUGUGAUAAUUAAUUCAGGGAAAAAAAUGUUCGAACAUUUGAAAUGAGUUUCAUCUUCCUUAUUUGACUGGAAGACAAAAAGGUCGCAGACAUGUACUAGUGUAUCUGCUCUUUACACUACUGAAAUAAACUAAUCGAAAUUGUACAUCAUUAUAUUUACCUUAUGUAUAAUGAGUUUAAUCAAAAGUGUGAAUACCUUGCUAUGGCAACAUCAGUGUGUGUGUAUGUGUGCUUACCAAGGAAUUUCGAGUUAAUGUGUCUUCUUUGGGUCUUACUAAUUGUAUAUUUAUAGAAUUGCUGAACUUGUGUCUUGUCUCACGUGCGUAUGUCUUUUUUUUUUUUUCCUCAAACCGUCCUUUUGUUCACGGCUACGUAGUCUUUGCUUCAGCGUCCGGCAGCGGGGUUACAUGGCAUCUCUGGUUCACUGCUGCCUUAAGACUGCUGCCAGUGGAGGUCGGGAGGAUGACAGUCGCUGACGGUUGGUUGCCAGUGGCUGGGAGCAAUUGCCUCUGCAUCUCCUGGAACGGGUUGGAGGGCAGACCUGUUCAUGCUGUCACCUCUGACCUUCAGAGUUUUCCGUAACCUUGACGCCGUGACUGUGUGGAGAUGAUGUCGAUGGAGAAAGUUUGCGUACAAGGAGCACGUGCAACACAACAAAGGGAAGCCAGACUCAGCAGAAGGGUGUGGCACAGACAUAAAUCACGCAGAGAAGAAUCCUUAAGUGCCUACAGCCAAGGAGGUUGUAUUGACAAGUCUCCACUGAGAUGAAUGUGUUUGGCAGCAUUGUUAUCCUACGCUGAAUGAUUCUGGUAAUCACAAGAGGGAGGGCUCAUCUUAAUGUCGGGCAGCUGAAGUCACUGGCAUGUGAGGGAAUCAAGAGCAAUAGUGGCUUGCGGCAGAUGGGACACUCAUGCAUGCGGUCCCCACACAUCUGGCAGGUGCCAUGACCACAGAGGAAUAUCAUGUUCUUCAGUCGGUCAAGACACACUGGACACAUUGUCUGAGGAUGAAAAGGAAUGAAAAUUCUGCUGCUGGAGCUUCUGUAGGUCAGCGGAGGACAUGUCCCGGGAGCCAUUGUUCAUCAGUGGACCAGUGGGGCCGGGCACCGACACACCAGCUGUUCCAGACACUGUCAGGUGGCCUGCAGUAGUAUUGUUGUUGCUUCCUGAAGCACUAGUACCAGCGCCAGCAGCAACACUGCUGUUACCAGCACUGGCCCCACCACUGCUGCUGCUGCUGCCGCCACUGUUACUGUUGUUGUUGGUAUGGAUGACCCCGGGCAGGUUGGAAGCUGGUGCUGCAGAUUUAAAUGUGCCAUUAAGCGUGCCAUUAAGCAAAUCAAUGUGUAGUAAUGGUCAAGAGUUUAGUUGUCUCCUGUAUGAGCCUUUUUUCACUGUGCUUCUUGUCUUCUGCCAUCUCUAGAUUUCUCUGAUCUGCUAGCCAUAUGCUUCAUAAAAAAACUCAUUGACUGCUAAACACAAAGGUAAAUUAGUAAAGAAGAUUACUUCUGUUGACUGUAAUGUAAUUCUGAAAUAUAAAAAUGGUCUUACUAUUAUUAACACAGCAAUGAAUAGAUAAUUAUGUAUGUAGGCACCUCUUUGAUGGGAAGGAGUCACUUGCACACAAUAAAUUAAGUCAGUCUGAUUUCCAGCAUGAGCAUACCUGCUGCUGACUGCUUCAGCAUCUCGUUUCUGAGAUAUGUUUUGUUGGAGGUUCACAAGUCUAGUUGGUGACAAAAAUCUUAGAAAGCUGAAAGGUUUUUAAGUGAAGAGAGCCUGUAUCUUGCUUAGAUGGGACAGGGAUAUGCAUGACUUAACAUGUAGGGCCAUUCAAGUCCUCACAAAGUGACCAGUGGUCUCCUCAGUGCUGUUCUCAAAUGGAGAGUUGGUAAUGACAUUAGGAUAAUCUCUCUCCAAGGAUAAGCUAAUCUCAUGGUAAGAAAAGUUUCUGUAGUUUGCCACUCCCAGCUUUCUUUGUACUGGGGAACAAUUCCAAGAGGGAGGCCAGUUGCUGCUUUGUAAGGUCAGAAAUGGUUCUGCAUGUAAUGCUCAUUAUUAGUUUGAGCUCAACAAACAAGUUUUCGCAUUGGUAAGGUAAGUUUCAGCAUCCCAUAGGAGGAAGGCCAAAAUUAGAUUGGCUGAUCUCUGAAAUGGUCCAUUGCAGAUACUGACACUGCUAGCUGUACAGGCCAUUUCUUUUUCUUCUUUAAAGAGGUGCUGUUGACACAUGCCAGUGCUAGACUAUGAAUACUACCCUCUCAAUUCUGUUCAAUGCUCAACAUUUGUAACGGUUCUGCCUGGCUACACCCUUCAGUCUCACCCAGUCUGUGUCACUCAUGCUUGCCUCAGUGCUACACAUUUGUAUACUCUUUCUUCGUUAUGUCUUAUUCAAGGUAGGCCAUUUUAAUUGCUACUGAUGACAUGGCAGAAAUUGCAGAACAUGGAUUUACAGUAGUUCUCAAAAUGCAAAAGAAAAUGGGAAAUGUGUGGAGUCAAGUUCACAAGAAUUAUCAUUGCUAUUUUCAACAGUAUAUAAAAAGUUUCCUGGUUAUAAUAAUUUUGAGAAACCAUAUCAGAAUGCAAUUGCUGAGUCCAAAAAACUUGACCAUAAAUGGUCAACCUUGAACAAGAGAAUUCAUACAAGUAAUGAGGAAGAAUAUACAUAGUACAGUACUGAGUCAAGUGUGAGAGAUGGGCACUGUGGGUGUCUGGGUGCUGGAUGAAUAGCCUCCUUGAAUGGAGACUAGGUUAUAUAGCCUGGUGUGUGCUGAAAGAUGGGAUACAGAAUAAAGGAACCAUCAUGUAGUAUAUGCUGACGCUUCCACCAGAUGAGUCAUGAGUUGCUGGGCCACUGGGCUGAAAAGAGCCCCUGAUCAUCUUGAGUACUACAUUGUGCAAGAAGUUUUCGUUUGCAGAAAAUGUUAUCACAUACAACUGUACAUAAGUAGUCAAUAAUAAACUUGCAGUAAAUAUCACAGUUGCAUUUUUCUGAAAACCAAGCCAGAUUAUAAAACACUUGCAACACAGCAAAGUUAAUUUUAUUUUAUACAACAUGAGUCUCAUCUGCCUCUAUAAUUUUUUCAGAAUGGCUUUCAUCAGAAAAAGCCCAAAACAAAAUUGCAAUGAGUCAGGUCAUAUAAGAUUUAGGACAGAAGACAUACUGACAUGACUACAGUUCUAAGGAAGUGGCAAUGCAGAACUAAUUUUGGGUUAUUUUCUUUCAAAUUUAUUAACUGCAAGAGAUUUCAUACCUGGUUUUCAAGGAAAUACAACAGCUACAGCUAUGGUUGCCUUUUCACAUUUUAAUUUUUGAAGUUCAAUGAUUAUAUCAGUUGUGUGUGUCAAUACUUUGACACACAUAACACAUGAUUAUAGUAGGAAGUCAAGGUAGUUGGGGACUCUUUUUCAGGCCAAUGGCUGCAUUGUGACAGUUUUCAAAGUUCCUCAUUAGGUAUAAUUUUACUCACAUGGUCUUACAUGAAAUUUGUCAUCCUAAGUUACUUUAAUAUGGAAAAUCUACUUUUUAAAAACUCUGUCAUUAAUAAAAUAGAAAACUUU
This is a messenger RNA of Scylla paramamosain (green mud crab), 5384 nucleotides long. RefSeq names its product carbohydrate sulfotransferase 11-like. Gene Ontology annotation, molecular function: sulfotransferase activity. The transcript is spliced from 10 exons. Bases 322 to 1404 code for a protein of 360 amino acids. Gene Ontology annotation, cellular component: membrane. NCBI's taxonomy places the organism in Eukaryota, Metazoa, Arthropoda, Malacostraca, Decapoda, Portunidae. The record is from RefSeq and is a predicted model, not a curated record. Gene Ontology annotation, biological process: carbohydrate biosynthetic process.